CUGGGAACGGAGCCCAGGGCCUGCAGCUUGCUGAGCAUAGACGCUGGGCUAAGUCUCCAGCAGUUAGUGUCCCCUAACUGGAACCGAGUGAAGACAUGACCAGUUCUCCCUGUGGCAGUGUUUAAGCCUGGGACCAGCCAAGCAGGAGGGCAGCAUGGAGCCCUGUAGGGGCUGGUCUGCAGAACCACAGCUGCGACCUGUAAAGACCUCGUGGUCUGUAGUCAAAAGAUGUUCUCUGUUCCUUUUCUGGCAUGUAGAAGCACCAGCACAGGAGCAGCAGGAAGGAAGUGGGAAUGAGGACGCCCAGGAAAGAAGAGAGGAGAAAGGCACCAGCCCUCCCGACUACCGACACUACCUUCGAUUAUGGGCUAAGGAGAAAGAGGCCCAGAAGGAAACCAUUAAGGACCUUCCCAAGAUGAACCAGGAGCAAUUUAUAGAGCUGUGUAAGACACUUUACAACAUGUUUAGCGAAGACCCCAUGGAGCAGGACUUGUAUCACGCCAUUGCCACCGUUGCCAGCCUUCUCCUCCGCAUUGGCGAGGUGGGGAAGAAAUUUUCGGCCCGGACAGCCAAGAAGCCCAGGGACGGUGCUCACAGUGGGGACCACAACAGUGCCACAGAGGAGGAUGAGCCACCCAGAGCCAAACCUCAUCAGGACCCAACACAGGAAUGCCAUCCACCAGCAGCAGGGGACACUCAUCUGGGGAAAGCUCUGCACGACAGUCAUGUGAUAGCGGAGGGUGGCAGUGGCGAGGGGCAGGGCUCUCCUUCCCUACUUUUGUCUGAUGACGAAACCAAAGACGACAUGUCCAUGUCCUCCUACUCAGUCGUCAGCACAGGCUCCCUGCAGUGUGAGGACCUCACAGAUGACACCGUGCUGGUGGGAGGGGAAGCCUGCAGCCCCACCGCCACCUCACGUAUCGGGGGCACUGUGGACACGGACUGGUGUAUUUCCUUCGAGCAGAUCCUGGCCUCCAUCCUAACAGAGUCUGUGCUGGUGAACUUCUUUGAGAAGAGGGUGGACAUCAGACUCAAGAUCAAGGACCAAAAGAAGGUGGAGAGGCAGUUCAGCACCUCCAGUGACCACGAGCCCCUUGGGGUCUCAGGCUGAGCUGUGGAACGGAAGCUGGUCUCUGUCUCCCCCCUUUAUCUCUGUCUGUUUCCUCCUUGAAGACACACCUGCUCUUGAAGCAGAGUGUCACAGAAGCAAAGGUCAGGUCAAUGCAGACUCAGUUGCCUUACAAGGAUCCCCUGGGCCAGGGCACCUCCUUCCUCCCUGUGGCUGGGAGCCUGGAGAACCUGCCUUGAGCCUGCCGUUCCAUAGCAUUAGAGGCCUUUGGAUCUGCCCCUGCCUGUUUCUUGCCCCUGCAAACCCAUGCUAUGCACACACUACACCAGUUGUUCCAUUUAUGGAAAGAUCUACAGCCAUGUGGCCUGGCUACCAGUUGUCACUUGGUCAUGUGCUUGGGCUCCAAAAGUUGGAACUUCUAGGCACCCUCUGAAGUUGGUCAGCCUGAGCUGUGGUCUUGGCACUGAGGAACUCGGUGCCUGUUGUACUGGCAGAAGCCUUGCAUUGUACUCCUAAUUAUGAGGUUUCCAUUCCUCCAUGUCAUUAACUUAUGACAUCCCUCAGGUCCUCCUCUAUUCCCUCGCCCUCAUCUUAGUUGGCUAAAACUCACACUGUGCUCAAUGCCUUAAUAAAUCCCUAAAAGAAAGA
Molecule: messenger RNA, 1717 nt
Organism: Microtus ochrogaster (prairie vole)
Lineage: Eukaryota; Metazoa; Chordata; Mammalia; Rodentia; Cricetidae
Gene: Tbc1d9b
Product: TBC1 domain family member 9B-like
Exons: 3
Coding region: 155-1111 (318 amino acids)
Molecular function (GO): calcium ion binding
Source: RefSeq, a predicted model, not a curated record